Messenger RNA from Ornithorhynchus anatinus (platypus), 1269 nucleotides. RefSeq names its product achaete-scute family bHLH transcription factor 1 (gene ASCL1). The transcript has 2 exons. The record is from RefSeq and is a predicted model, not a curated record. NCBI's taxonomy places the organism in Eukaryota, Metazoa, Chordata, Mammalia, Monotremata, Ornithorhynchidae. The coding region runs from base 1 to 738 and encodes 245 amino acids. Gene Ontology annotation, biological process: regulation of transcription by RNA polymerase II; developmental process. Gene Ontology annotation, molecular function: RNA polymerase II transcription regulatory region sequence-specific DNA binding; protein dimerization activity; DNA-binding transcription factor activity, RNA polymerase II-specific.
AUGGAGAGCUCUGCCAAGAUGGAAAGCGGUCCCGCAAGCCAGCCGCCGCCGCCGCCGCCGCCGUUUUUGCAGCCGGCCGCCUGCUUCUUCGCCGCGGCGGCGGCGGCGGCGGCGGCCGCUCAGAGCGUGCAACAGCAGCAGCAGCAGCUGCAACAGCAGCAGCAGCUGCAACAGCAACAGCAGCUGCAACAGCAACAGCAGCAGCAGCAGCAGCAGCAGCAGCCGCCGAGCCCGGCGGGCGGCCAGCCCUCGGGGGGCGGUCACAAGUCAGCGCCCAAGCAGGUCAAACGGCAGCGCUCGUCUUCGCCGGAGCUGAUGCGCUGCAAGCGGCGGCUCAACUUCAGCGGCUUCGGCUACAGCCUCCCCCAGCAGCAGCCGGCCGCCGUGGCCCGGCGCAACGAGCGGGAGCGGAACCGCGUCAAGCUGGUCAACCUGGGCUUCGCCACCCUGCGGGAGCACGUCCCCAACGGGGCGGCCAACAAGAAGAUGAGCAAAGUGGAGACCCUGCGCUCGGCCGUCGAGUACAUCCGCGCCCUGCAGCAGCUGCUGGACGAGCACGACGCCGUCAGCGCCGCCUUCCAGGCCGGGGUGCUCUCCCCCACCAUCUCCCCCAACUACUCCAACGACAUGAACUCCAUGGCCGGCUCCCCCGUCUCCUCCUACUCGUCGGACGAGGGCUCGUACGACCCCCUCAGCCCCGAGGAGCAGGAGCUCUUGGACUUCACCAACUGGUUCUGAGCGCCUGCCGGAGCGGGCCCGCGGGGGCCGAGCGUCCGCCCGGGGACCGGCUGGAGAGCGAACGGCAAGAAGGGCUUUAUUCCUUUUCGCCCGCCGCGUUGGGAAGGAGGACGGGGAGGAGAAAAGCGGACCGCCAACAACCCAACCAAACGAAAAGGAGAGACGACAACCCCACCGGCGACCACCCGACCGAGCACGGGGAGUUAGCGCGGGCCUCCGGGACCGGCCCGAACCGCCCCCCUCCGACCCGCCGCCGCCCGGCUUUGCACUCCAGGCCGGGUCCGCCUGCGGAAUACGGGCCUGACGAAGCCUGCGUGUCCCACCGUGUCCCACCGUGUCCUCCCGCUCAGAACGAGGGCGGCACACGCUGCCCCCCAUCCAUGCCUGCAUGCGCACACAAGCGCACACGCAACGCGCACACACAACGCGAAACAGCGAGGGGCUUCCUCCCUUCCCUCCUCCCUUUCCUCCUCCUCCCCCCCUCCCCCGCCAGUCCUUGCGUCCUUUUACAGAUCGGGUCGGGUCCCCCCA